Glycine soja is the source of this 1189-nucleotide messenger RNA. Its product is annotated as zinc finger protein 1-like. Lineage: Eukaryota; Viridiplantae; Streptophyta; Magnoliopsida; Fabales; Fabaceae. Gene Ontology annotation, biological process: negative regulation of abscisic acid-activated signaling pathway. Bases 38 to 970 code for a protein of 310 amino acids. The transcript has a single exon. The record is from RefSeq and is a predicted model, not a curated record.
ACCUAUGAUAGUAAGUAAUAAAUAAUAAGAAUAAAGCAUGUGUCUCCUCCAGUAUACUACUUUUUCUUUCCAUUUAAAGGUAGGUUUCAUGAAUCUACCGAUUACAAGGGCACGAGGAGAGUACUCUGCAAUGGAAACACUGAGCCACGAGUCUCCCUUCUAUGAUAAUAACCUCUCCGCUGAAAAGACUCCUCCAAGUCCAAGCACACCAUUGCAGAAUCCACAAGAGAAGAAACAACUAUCUGUUAAGGAACAAGAAGAGGCAAAAACAGAUACUUUAUUGGAUCUAAAUGCCUUUGGUGAUGAUUCUGCUGUUGGGUGCAGUCCAGUGCUGAAUCUGAUCACGUGUUUGGACACAGAUUUGCCAAGCACUUCCUCAGAAAACCAACAUGGCUCAGAGCCACGAGUGUUCUCUUGCAACUACUGUCAGAGAAAGUUCUACAGUUCACAAGCUCUUGGGGGACACCAAAACGCCCACAGGAGAGAGAGGUCAAUUACAAAGAGAGGUCAUCAUAGAUCAGGAUCACGUGGCAUGAUGGCCUCAGCAACAACAGCUUUCGGAAUUCCCUUCCUCCAUAAUCACCUUCACCACUAUGCCACUAUGGCUUCUCUCCCUCUCCAUGGUGGUUGUAGUAAUAAUAAACCACUUGGAAUUAAGGCUCACUCCAUCAUUCACAAGCCUUCUUCAAAUUCUUCUCAUAUUUCAUUCAAUGGGUUUGGAACCACUUUUGGACAUCAUGGAUGGUCAAGACCCCUUAUUGAUCAACAACCUAGAAUAGGGAAGCUAACGAUGGAAAGUUGUCACAAAACAUCACGAGGUAAUGUUGGAAAAUUCGAUGCGGUGAAAACGACCAUGAUUAAUUCAGCGACCAUUGAAGAAAUCAGUGGAUAUAAUAUGAUUAGUGGAGUUACUCGUUUUAAGACUAAUCAAGAGGAAAUGAAACACCUUGAUUUGUCCCUAAAGCUGUAAGCAUCAUGGGAUUGUGUUGAAGUUUAGUACUUAGUAUAGUUAACAUUUUACUAAAUUUAUUGCUUCACAGCUUGUAAUAAUAAUGUGUUGUGUAAAUUUGUUUAUGAGAGGACCAAAGUUCUUCAAUUAUCUGUUCAUGAAUUCUGAAUUAUUCAAUUCCUGUAUUGGUCAGUAGUUUGUUAAGUCCUUUUUUCUUUGUGGGAGAUUUAUUUUUUGUUU